GGCUCCGCUCUGCGCCCCGCAGCUCCGUCACCGGGGGCUCUGGCCUUCUGCGGCCCCUCCGGGUGGUCCCGGCCCGCUCCCUUCCCGGGAGCCGCGCCUCCCGCUGGCCCGGGCUCGGCGGCCUCGGAGAGUAAGGAAAUCCUCGUCACAGCGUCCCGUUCUCCCUCCCUCCCGCAGCCACCCAUCGUCCCGGAGCCCUCCGGCGCCGCUGCCCAGGAUGAGCCGCCUGCGCCGCCCCGAGCCGCGGCGACCCCGACCGGAGCGGCGGCCGCGCUGGAGGCGAUCGCACCAGCUUUGAAGUGCGCAGGCCCGCUGCUGCCAUGGGAGACUCCGCGGCAGCCCCAGCCCGUGGGACAGGCUCAGAGCCAGCGCCCGGCUCAGCGCCCCAAGGGAAUGGUGGGACAUCCCUCAGUGUCAUCACGGAAGGCGUCGCGGAGCUGGCGGUCAUUGACCCUGAGGUGGCCAAGAAAGCCUGUGAAGAGGUCCUGGAGAAGGUGAAGCUGAUGCAUGGCGUCUCCUCUGACAGCGGAACGAAGCCGGCCGAUAGCAGCGAGGCAAAGCGCACCCCAUGGACCGCAGCGGAUUUGGCCAACGGAGACAUCGGGGAGGGCUGUGAAAUCAAGUGCUUGGACGAUCCGCCUGGCACAGCCUCCAAGAUCCAGGAGGAGGAUGAGACCGCAGCCAACACAGUGAAAACCGCCCGCAAGCGGCAGAAGAACAACUCUGCCAAGCAGUCCUGGCUCCUCCGGCUCUUUGAAUCCAAGCUCUUUGAUAUCUCCAUGGCCAUUUCAUACCUGUACAAUUCAAAGGAGCCUGGCGUGCAGGCUUACAUUGGGAACAGGUUGUUCUACUUUAGAAAUGAAGACGUGGACUUCUACCUGCCACAGCUGCUGAACAUGUACAUUCACAUGGACGAGGACGUGGGCGACGCAAUCAAGCCCUACAUCGUGCAUCGCUGCCGGCAGAGCAUCAACUUCUCGCUGCAGUGCGCCCUGCUGCUGGGCGCCUACUCCUCGGACAUGCACAUCUCCACCCAGCGACACUCCCGUGGGACCAAGCUGCGGAAACUCAUCCUCUCGGACGAGUUGAAACCAGCUCACAAGAAGAGGGAGCUGCCGUCGCUGAGCCCGGCGCCCGACAUGGGGCUCUCUCCUUCCAAACGAACUCACCAGAGGUCCAAGUCGGAUGCCACUGUCACCAUCAGCCUGAGCAGCAAUCUGAAGCGCACAGCCAGCAAUCCCAAAGUCGAGAGCGAGGAAGAGGAGCUCUCCUCCAGUACGGAAAGUCUCGAUAAGUCAUUCUCUCCCCCUGUCAGACUCGCCCCCGAGAGGGAGUUCAUCAAAUCCCUGAUCGCCAUCGGGAAGCGCCUGGCCACCCUGCCGACCAAAGAGCAGAAGACCCAGCGGCUCAUCUCAGAGCUGUCGCUGCUGAACCACAAGCUGCCGGCGCGCGCCUGGCUCCCAACGGCCGGCUUCGACCAUCAUGUGGUGCGGGUGCCCCACACCCAGGCAGUUGUCCUCAACUCCAAGGACAAGGCUCCCUAUUUAAUCUACGUUGAAGUGCUUGAAUGUGACAAUUUUGACACAGCGAAUGUGCCCGCUCGGAUCCCUGAGAACCGCAUCCGGAGCACGCGCUCGGCCGAGAACCUCCCCGAGUGCGGAAUCACACACGAGCAGAGGACCAGCAGCUUCACCACCGUCCCCAACUACGACAACGAUGAUGAGGCUUGGUCUGUGGAUGACAUCGUGGAGCUGCAGGUGGAGCUGCCAGAGAUCCACACCAACAGCUGUGACAACAUCUCCCAGUUCUCCGUGGACAGCAUCACCAGCCAGGAGAGCCGGGAGCCCGUGUUCAUCGCUGCUGGAGACAUCAGGCGACGGCUCUCAGAGCAGCUGGCGCACACCCCCACGUCCUUCCGGAGGGACCCUGAGGAUCCGUCCGCUGUCGCCCUUAAGGAGCCCUGGCAGGAGAAAGUCAGGAGGAUUCGGGAAGGGUCUCCCUACGGCCACCUGCCCUCCUGGCGCCUCCUCUCCGUCAUCGUCAAGUGCGGGGACGACCUCAGGCAGGAGCUGCUUGCCUUCCAGGUCCUUAAGCAGCUGCAGUCCAUCUGGGAACAGGAACGUGUCCCGCUCUGGAUCAAGCCAUACAAAAUCCUCGUCAUCUCUGCUGACAGCGGCAUGAUUGAGCCAGUUGUGAAUGCUGUGUCCAUCCACCAAAUCAAGAAGCAAUCCCUGCUUUCGCUGCUAGAUUAUUUCUUGCAGGAACAUGGCAAUUACAACACAGAAUCCUUCCUGACGGCCCAGCGGAACUUCGUGCAGAGCUGUGCCGGUUACUGCCUGGUAUGCUACCUCCUGCAGGUCAAGGACAGGCACAACGGGAACAUCUUGCUGGAUGCGGACGGACACAUAAUCCACAUCGAUUUCGGGUUCAUCCUCUCCAGCUCCCCUCGGAAUCUUGGCUUUGAGACAUCAGCCUUCAAGCUCACCACAGAAUUUGUGGAUGUGAUGGGCGGCCUGGACGGGGACAUGUUCAACUACUACAAGAUGCUGAUGCUGCAGGGGCUCAUCGCUGCCCGGAAGCACAUGGAUAAAGUCGUGCAGAUCGUGGAGAUCAUGCAGCAAGGGUCGCAGCUUCCCUGUUUCCACGGCUCCUCCACCAUCCGCAACCUGAAGGAGCGGUUCCACAUGAACAUGACGGAGGAGCAGCUCCAGCUGCUCAUCGAGCAGAUGGUGGAUGGCAGCAUGCGCUCCAUCACCACCAAGCUCUACGAUGGGUUCCAGUACCUCACCAACGGCAUCAUGUGAUGGACACCAGCCUCCCUCUCCCGGAACCGCUCCGCACCCGCCACCACGCCCGGUCCAGGCCAGAGCUUCGCCCCCUGGAGAAGAGGGCUCGGUCCUCAUUGGUAACAAAGGCCUCAGCAUCUACCCGGGGUGGCCAAGACUCCUCAACAAAAUGAAUUAAGGGAAACCCAAGCAGUGGAAGCAGGAAAAACCCAUUGUGGAAGUCAAAGCGGAGCGGAUCAUGGUUCGGAUCAUGCGGUAACCAUUACUGUCCGGCGCACGGGGUACGGCGGCAGCAGGGUGAAAGCCAGUGAGGGUCCUCCCCCCGUCAGCAUUCCGCCCGUUGGUGUCUGUGAACACUCCCACAAUCCAUGAAAUGUUCAGGGUCUGGGGACCGGGCCUGGUCUCCCCGCAGCGUCUGCCGUGACCUGGGCCUCCUGGCAGCACAACGUGAAGGCUGCGGAGGCGAAUCCCCGACAGCCCCUUCCCUGCAUGUUCGCGGCCUCGCCCAACUCCAAUUCUUCCUUUGGUUCUCCCACUCCUUUUCCCUCCCCACUCCCACCUUUCCGUGAGCGCUGCAAUCCCCCCCCGUCCCCGACGCGGGUCCUGCUCUGACACCCACAGCACCCAUGGACUGCGGUCAGGCUGAGUUCCUCGUUCCAUGCCCACCUGUGGGCCGCUGCCACCUCCUGCACCUUUUGGCUUGACUCCGUUCCAGGGAUUCGGGACUCAGACGCCUCCUCUCCCUUUUGCAGCAAUUCCUGGCUGUUUCCUUCCCUCGGCUGUGGGGGCUGAAGGGCUCCCUGGGGUGGAUUUGACCGGGAGAGGCUCCAGGAAUGGGGGGGCAGGAAGGGGCCUGGUGCCUCCCCGAGUCCCCCUGCUGGACCCCAGCUCUCUUGGCCGCUCCUGGGGCAGGUGGGGGUGACCCUGGCAGGGGGGGGACAGCUGUGACCCCCGCAGCUGUCGUUCUUCAGCCCCUUCCUCUGCUUUAAGCGCAGUGAACCCACCCUGCAGCCCCAUCCCCUCAGUCUCAGCCCGUCCUGCAGGUCAGACAUGGUGGCACCUGCCAGUGCAGCCCUGUCCCUUGUCCCCCCUCUUGUGUCUCCCACCCUCAUCCCCUCCUUGUCCCCUCCCAUCCUCCCCAUUCCCACCAGCCACCCUUUGUCCCCUCCAAUCUGGUCUCCCACUUGUCCCCCCCAGCCCUGUUCCCUCCCCUUGUCCCCUCGUUUCUUUGCUCCCCUCAUUUCCCCCCCUCUCCGUGGUUGCAGCCCCCACGCUCCCUGCUCAGAAUUCUUUGUUCUGGUGAUUAUUUAGCAUUAAAACACAGAAUUUCUGUUUUAAAAGCUGCCGCCACCGGUGGCCAGGACCCUCGGAGUAAGGGAGGGGGGAAUAAUCAUGGGGGGGGGCCAUGCCAGGGGCACCCUAAAACCGUGGGCGCAGGCAAUCACCGCCCUGGCCGGUCCCCCCCCAGCUCUGCAGCCCUGGGAGCUCCCGGGAAGCAGGGAUGGAAGCAGGGGGCACCGAGCCCCUUCCGCACCCCCCAACCUUCAGGGCAGGAGCGGCGCCGGAGUGGGGGGCCGUGGAAGCAAAACAGGGCACAGCAGGGGUUAAACCACUAAAAGUUUAAUGAAUUGCGUUAUUACUACAAGAAUAAAGGAUACCUGAGAGCC
This is a messenger RNA of Cuculus canorus (common cuckoo), 4453 nucleotides long. RefSeq names its product phosphatidylinositol 4-kinase beta (gene PI4KB). The coding region runs from base 321 to 2804 and encodes 827 amino acids. The transcript has 12 exons. Gene Ontology annotation, molecular function: 1-phosphatidylinositol 4-kinase activity. The record is from RefSeq and is a predicted model, not a curated record. Lineage: Eukaryota; Metazoa; Chordata; Aves; Cuculiformes; Cuculidae. Gene Ontology annotation, biological process: phosphatidylinositol phosphate biosynthetic process; phosphatidylinositol-mediated signaling. Gene Ontology annotation, cellular component: membrane; cytoplasm.